CAUCCUUCAUCAGAUAUUCUCCCUUGGUUGCGUUCCCUUAAACUCUUUAAACGAUUGCAACACUCGCGAACAUUAUCCCUGAAAAAGGACAAACAAGGAAAGAAAAAGAAACUGGUGGAAGUAUCGAGGAUCCUCGAAAAGGAGAAGCCUAAAAAAGUGGAAGUAAAGCCGACAAAGGCGGAAUUGGCUUUUCAAAAAAUGCGGGACAAAAUGCAAACCGAAAGGAUCAAGCAGAAAGCUUCCAAGACGCAUAAACAACGGGUGGAUGAGUUUAAUCGACAUCUGGACAGCUUGACGGAACACUUUGGCAUACCUAAAGUCAGCUGGACGAAAUAA
This is a messenger RNA of Vollenhovia emeryi, 336 nucleotides long. Its product is annotated as protein FAM32A-like. The record is from RefSeq and is a predicted model, not a curated record. The transcript is spliced from 3 exons. Gene Ontology annotation, cellular component: nucleolus. The annotation marks the transcript as partial. NCBI's taxonomy places the organism in Eukaryota, Metazoa, Arthropoda, Insecta, Hymenoptera, Formicidae.